ACAAGUUAUGUCGCUCUAUGAUGGAUAACAGAACGACCUAAAACGAUCAUGAUUUGCUCGGAAAACAGUCAGCUCAUCAAAUCAUUGGCAACAGUGGCUGCAAGUUUACCAUUAAGCUGUAGGAGGCGCUUCAAACUCAUUAUCCUCAAGAGUUAUGGUGUAAAUUUCAUCAAACAAACCGGAAUACAAUGACGUUUAUUCGUCAAGAAAAUCACUGUCUCUUACAACAUAUACAUCCCAUCCAUGAUCGCGGAAGCACACCGAGAACAUCUUCUUUAAUAAAUGUCACGAGUGGCGAUAAAAAAGGAUUAGAGGUAUUAGCGCUUAAAUGGAUUUUCGAGGAACAAUAGUCAAGAACAUGUGAACGAUAAGAGUAGCCAUGCAUAUAAAAUAGUUCGUUCGACUGAUAUGAACCUGUGAGAAGCUGUUCUUUAGAUCUCCGCCCACCGUUGUGAUCUGAUAAAUUAAUCCCUUGUUUCUUGCUGAGCUUGAAUAUGUUGUAAAACUCGAAAGAACCAAAUGCAGCCAGGCCAAAGAGAAAUGUUGGUUUGAGCACAUAACCAGUUCCUCGCAAAUACAAACAACAGUGCCUCGCCAGUUCAGUUGAUUAUCGAAACAUCACUGAAUGACUAAACUCAAAUUAAACCUCGCCGACAUCGGGGCGCUCGCUAUUCUAGGUGAACUAAGCCUACUUUAAACAGUGACAAGAUGUUGGUCGUAUGUGUAUGCUACAAAACAUGAUGAAGCAUGAAUAAUUUUAAACCUUACAAAAACCACACAAUCCGUGGGAAAUUUCCAAUAGUACCGCGAUUUUUCCUCGGAUGGACUGACGGUGCAUUGAAAAAAAAGAGAUAACUGGCUUGACAUGAAUCAACGCAACAUUUGAGGUUGAACCACGUAAGAGUCAGGAUCACGAUUGAGUACCCCUACACAAACGAACAAACGCCUUGAGCUGUUUACUGAGAUGCAUCACUCCAAAUUAAAGAGUAUAUCCACACUUUUCGUGGUUUGCUGUCUCAGCACUGUUUGGCAGACUUCAACAGAGCCGCUGCCUCCCUGGAAGCACCUCAAGGCUGGUGUGGAUCAACGGCCCGCCAGAGACAAGCUGAAACUAAAAUUUCCACUUGAACCAACCCGGUAUCCUAGCGAUCCGAUAGAAAGCGACUACGACAUCGAGUCGCUGAAAAGAUCUCUUGGAGAGGACUACGUUCCUGAAUAUAUUGCAUUAACCAGAGAAGAGGUUUUAGAAAAGAAGGGCAAUAGCACACUUUCACAAGAGCAAGAUUUCAUGCGUAAAAUGUUGGUCAAAAGCAUGCCAGAGGAAAUUAAAAAUCUUGACUUUAAAAUGCCUGGUAUGAAAAGAUAUCUUGGACCUAAGGCAAGCAAAAAAUUACAACUUUGGCUGUGGCAAGUUUCGCACUGCUCAGUUUCACAGAAGUGGAAGGAUUUAGGAGUGCGCUAUUGGCCUCAUUUCAUUAACGUCGGGAGGUGCUCUAAGAAGGCAACGUGUUCCUUUCCUUCGGGGAUGAAAUGCCGGGUCUCAAGUACAACGAAAGUCGGAGUUCUUCGUUGGCAUUGCUUGGACAGAUUCGCACAACGAAACGAGACUAGCUGCAUGUGGUUGAAGUUUGAAUAUCCUGUGAUCACCGAAUGUAAAUGCGCCUGUCUCAAAUGAGGACUGAUGGGAGUCAGGAGUAGUCUAAUUAGGGUUCCAACCUGACGUAAAGGAUCACACAUGCGAUCGUAAAAUUAGAGAUUUGAAGUCUUUUAACUUUUAUGGAACGAAUUUAGUCAUAAAAAGGCAGAACUAGAACUUGUCCACUUUGGAAAAAAACUGUUAUCUAAGCUUAUGUUGACAGUUUAGUUCUAUUUUGCGUGGCCUUUUCUUGGAUGAGCAAAAAGCUUGUCUCGUGCAGCCUUGUUGAAUUAGCUGAAUACCAAGGUCAGAAUAAACAAAUUCGCACCUCAUUCAUAGGCUUAGAAUUACACCGUGUCAAGGAACUAAUUAUAUAAUCUGGAAAAUCAUCCUAGCUGUAAUAAGAACUUUUAAAGAGGUUUUCGACCCACAUUCAGGAACAGCGCAGUAGUGCUCUAAUAUAGAUACCUACGAUGAUACAAUCCUCAGUAUUCUGUCAUCCUUUAGAGAACACCUGAAUUUACUUUGCGCUCUGUACCAUCAACGCCUAGAAAACAAGUACUAAUGUCUCCGACACGCGUAGAUCAGUAGCAAGAUAGAGAGAGCCGUUUCCGGCCAAUUUUAAGCCACUAAAUCUAAAAUCAACAAUUUAAAAAACCACUAUUGUUCUGAACCCGGUUCAGAUGUAUUGACCACGGUAAAAAAAUUUUGUGCGAUUGGUCACGAAUCAAGAAGAAAACGGAGCUUUCUCAGAGAGUGAAUCGCCCCAUUGAGGGCACUGUACUCAUUAUGUUAGCAGGAAAACAACAAACUGUUUAAUUUAUUUUUGAAAGCUCAUUUAGUUACGUUAUAGUUUAGAGUGUAACUAUCGCACCAUCGACAUCAGCUGAAAUGUUAGAAACCAUGUAAACGUGAUGUUCAUUAGCACGGUUCUGUAGUGCCCUUGGUCGCGUUUUGUUUACUUCACAAAGUUAUAAAUAUAAUUGAAUUUAUCCAGC
Molecule: messenger RNA, 2634 nt
Organism: Stylophora pistillata
Lineage: Eukaryota; Metazoa; Cnidaria; Anthozoa; Scleractinia; Pocilloporidae
Product: noggin
Biological process (GO): negative regulation of cell differentiation; negative regulation of BMP signaling pathway; osteoblast differentiation
Source: RefSeq, a predicted model, not a curated record